AUGGCGAAGGAGCGCAUCACUGUGGGUUUAUGUGCCUCGGUAACGGGAGAUAAGCUGCCCCCAAUCAUCAUCGGGAAAUCAAAAAAACCGAGAUGUUUUGGGUCAGUUACUCCCGACAAAUUGCCGAUACGGUAUUACAACAACAAAAAGACGUGGAUGACGACCGGGAUAAUGGAAGACUGGCUGAAGUGGUUUGAUCGGCGGAUGCGACAUGCCAAAAGACACGUCAUAUUAUUCAUAGACAACGCACCAUCACACCCUCGCAUCACACUAACCAACAUCAAGCUACAGUUCCUUCCUCCAAACACAACAUCAGUGAUACAACCCAUGGACCAAGGGAUCAUACAGACAAUGAAGCUAAAGUACAGAAAACGUCAACUACAACACGUGAUGAUGGAGCUGGAAAGAUCGUCGGCGACCACCGGACCUCAAAUUCUGAAAGAGGUUAACAUCCUACAAGCUAUCUACUGGGUCAUAAGCGCAUGGAAGGAGACAACGACGGAGACGAUCGGCAAGUGUUUCGCAAAAUGCGGAUUUAUGAGUGACAGUGAAAAAAGUGCUAGUGCUAGUGACAGUGAAAAAUGUGCAGAUGACCGUGAAAAAAGUGUUAGUGAAAACAUUACAAGUGACAAAAGUGACAAAAGUGAAUGUGAUGAUGUUGAGGACGACUUGCCUCUCAUCAUGCACAAAUUAGCACAUGAUUUAUUUGGGUGUGAAGUGAAGGACCUCAUCAACAUUGACAGGGACUUCACAACAUGCGCAACGGACAUGGACGAAUGGAAGAAGUCAGCACCGGAAAUUCUACAAGAAGAUGGAUGUGACGAGGAAGAUGACACAAACCCAACAGAAGAGGAAGCGACGACAUCAGAAACAACACUCUCCAUGAGUGAGGUAGUGGAAAUGAGCAGAAAACUGAAGGACUGGGCAGUGAAGAAAGGGCACCAUGAUCUACUAGCGACAUUGAUGGAAGCCAGCAACCAGAUAGGGGAUAUAGCCAUGAAUGGAGAGAAGGUGAAACAGACUAAGAUUGAGGAUUUCUUUUUCAGGCCAUCUUAA
Messenger RNA from Dreissena polymorpha, 1056 nucleotides. RefSeq names its product tigger transposable element-derived protein 4-like. The transcript has a single exon. NCBI's taxonomy places the organism in Eukaryota, Metazoa, Mollusca, Bivalvia, Myida, Dreissenidae. Gene Ontology annotation, cellular component: nucleus. Gene Ontology annotation, molecular function: DNA binding. The record is from RefSeq and is a predicted model, not a curated record. The coding region runs from base 1 to 1056 and encodes 351 amino acids.